This is a messenger RNA of Dermacentor andersoni, 1992 nucleotides long. The record is from RefSeq and is a predicted model, not a curated record. Lineage: Eukaryota; Metazoa; Arthropoda; Arachnida; Ixodida; Ixodidae.
AUGCAUGUCGUCUCUUAUAUGCGGCUGCAGGAAGGCGAGAAGUGCGCCUUCCAGGAGCACGAUCUCCGUCUUGGCAACACCAAACUGGAAGCGUUGCUUGUCGAGAUCAUACCCAACAGUUGGCCGAAGAACAGCGUCUACGUUACCAAUGUGUACUGCUCUCCCAGGGACAACCGGCAGACCUUCUACAGCCUAACAACCAAGGCAUCGUCCAAGGCAGCGACUGACAGCUCCCUGGAACUGAUAACUGACCCCCAUUACCCCACGCGCAUGGGAAACUCGGUCUCGAGAGACACCACCCCAGACCUGGCCUUCGUCAAGAACGCGCCGGGAGCGGAGUGGCACAACUUACAAGAGAACCUGGGCACUGACCACUACAUCGUGGAAAUCUCCCUACCGGUCAGCGCGGCCCCGCAGAGGGCUUUCGAAAUAGUCGACUGGGACGCCUUCCGAAAGAGAAGGAAGGACGACCACGAAAAAUACGAGUCGUUUGCGGACCUCGUAGCGCAGCUCAAGAAGGACGUAGCUGCGGUCACCAGGACCGUUGAAACAGACCUCAAGGUCAACCGCAUGGACGCUCGAUUGGCGCACCUGCUCGAAGCCAAGAAUUCCCUCACGGCUAGAUGGAAGACGCAGAAGCUGAAUCGCAACCUUCGGAGGAGGAUCGCGGCCCUCAACCGCGAUAUCGAAUCGCACUGCAAAGAGCUCGGCCAGCAGCAAUGGAACGAAGCUUGCGCGUCGGUCGACGGCCAGAUGCGUGCGGGAGGCAAGUGGCACCUCCUCAAGCAGUUAUUGGACGACACGCAGUCCAAGAGAAACCACACUCUCGCCAUCGAUAGGCUGGUCCACAAGCUGAAUAGCGAAGGCGCAUCUAAGAACGAAGUGAUGGACGAAGUCGCACGUCACUACCUCCCCAUCGGUCAGUCCGGACCAGAAGAUUACCCGGCCUAUGGCGGCAAGGUGGACGAGGAGCUCGACUCCCCCUUCUCCGUCUCGGAGGUCAGAGCGGCCCUUCAAGGCCUCAACGGAAGAUCGGCGCCCGGGCCGGAUGGAAUCUCGAACAGACUCCUUCGAAAUCUGGACGUCGGCUCGAUCGAACUGCUCACUAAAGAAAUCAACGAUGUCAGGGAGGCCGGCAUCGUACCGGAUGCCUGGAAGGAAGCCACGGUGAUCCUAAUUCCGAAGCCGGGCAAGACACCAGCCAUAGACAGUCUGCGACCCAUUUCGCUCACGUCUUGCGUGGGCAAGGUGGCGGAGCAUGUCAUCCACAACAGAAUAUCGAGAAAUGUCGAGGAACGACACCUCCUCCCGCCGAAUAUGGUCGGCUUCAGACCCUCGCUGUCCACUCAAGAGGUCAUGCUGCUGAUCAAGAGGCAGAUAGUCGACGUGGUCACGAGAGACGUCCGAGGCAUCUUGGCGCUGGACAUCGCCAAGGCCUUCGACACGGUCAAACACAAGCACCUCCUCGACUCUGUGACGAGACUGAACCUUGGCGAACGCUUUCACGCGUACUUGAGCUCUUUCCUAAGAGAUCGCAAGGUCACGAUCAACCUGGGCCAGAUCAAGUCGGACGGAUACGCGCUGGGAGCCUGCGGCACGCCGCAGGGUGCGGUGUUAUCUCCACUGCUCUUCAACAUCGCCAUGAGAGACCUAUCAGUCCGACUCGACCGAAUCGGGGCCGCCAAUCUCAAUCACGCUCUCUACGCGGACGACAUCCCCAUCUGGUGCGGCGGUGGGUCGGACGCAGCGGUAGAACGGGCCCUGCAAGAGGCCUUGCACGUCACGGAAGAAUUCCUCGAGGGCACGGUACUGGUCCUCUCGCCGACCAAGUCGGAACUCUUGCUGUAUCGGCCCGACAGAAAAGGCCGUAAGUUCGACACGACGCUGGACCAAGUACCGAUCGAACUCAGAACGAAGACGGGUCAGCGCAUCGAGAGGGUGGAUUCUCUCAGGGUGCUGGGACUGGUCCUCAAUGCAAGAAGAUUGGGAUGA